GGAGAGAAUUAGAACCAACUGAUGCAACUAGACCAGUUAUGAUGAGAGGCGCUGGUGGAAUGAUAUCAAUUGAACAUGAUGGAGUACACCAUUUACUAAUGAUAGGAGGAAGGGGAUCUAAACCAGCUGUACAACUACCUCAUUAUAAAUAUAUUGAGUUUCCUCAUGGAGACUGGCGUACUAAUGAGCACUCAAUUUAUAAUAUAUUAUCAAGAAAAUGGAGUGAUCCUUCAAUCAUUGGUCAGUGUAUACCACCUGCUAGUGACUUUAUCAUUGAAAAGGUCAACAACACUAGAGCUGUUCUGUUUGGUGGAAUAGAAACUGAUGAUGAUGCUAUGACUACUGACACUAACAAUAUUUAUAUAUUAGAGAUAUCAAUCAGCACUGUGUUCUGGCAGUAUAUAAAGAAACCUGAAGCAAUAAACCAAUGGCCUGUGGGUAGAUUUGCUCAUGCAGGUGAUAUUAUUAUAACUGGAUUAAACUGUCCUAUGCUAGUGAUAAGUGGUGGCUUAAAUAAGAAUAAUGAUACAUUAGAUGAUUGUUGGAUCUUUAACAUCACUCAACAUUCCUGGGUAAAGGUAUGUACAGUGAGAUACAUGUAAAUUAUUAAUUUAUUU
Messenger RNA from Amphimedon queenslandica, 617 nucleotides. RefSeq names its product kelch domain-containing protein 1-like. The coding region runs from base 39 to 602 and encodes 187 amino acids. The transcript is spliced from 3 exons. Gene Ontology annotation, molecular function: protein binding. NCBI's taxonomy places the organism in Eukaryota, Metazoa, Porifera, Demospongiae, Haplosclerida, Niphatidae. The record is from RefSeq and is a predicted model, not a curated record.